AUGGAUUCACUCUCUGUGGAAGAACUUUCUUGUCCCGUGUGCUGUGAAAUCUACAAGAAUCCUGUUGUUCUGUCGUGUAGUCACAGUGUGUGUAAAGAGUGUCUUCAACAGUUCUGGAAAACCAAGAGAACUCAGGAGUGUCCCGUCUGCAGGAGAAGAUCUUCAAAAGAUGAACCUCCUCGUAAUCUGGCAUUGAAGAACUUAUGUGAGAUGUUUGUGAAGGAGAGAAAUGAGGAGGAGAUCUGCAGUUUACACAGAGAGAAACUCAAACUCUUCUGUCUGGACGAUAAACAGCCGGUGUGUUUAGUGUGCAAAGAUUCACAAAAACAUACCAAUCAUACAUUUCUCCCCAUCAGUGAAGUUAUUCCAUCUUACAAGGAGGAACUUAAUACAGCACUGAAGUCUUUACAAGAGAAACUCAAACACACAGUAAAGAAAAAAGGAGAGUUUGAUAAAUCAGUUGGACACAUCAAGACUCAAGCUGAGCACACAGAGCGUCAGAUUAAAGAGCAGUUUAAGAAGCUUCAUGAGUUUCUCCGACAUGAAGAAGAAGCUACAAUCACUGAACUGAGAGAGGAAGAGGAGCAGAAGAGUCAGAUGAUGAAGAAGAAGCUUGAGGAGAUGAACACACACAUCUCAGCUCUUUCACACACAAUCAAAGACAUGGAGGAAAUGAUGAAAGCCAAUGACGAUGUCUCAUUUCUAAAGAACUUUAAUGUGACAAUGGAAAGAGUCCAGAUCUCACAGCCGGAUCCACAGAUGACUUCUGGAGCUUUCAUUCAUGUGCCACAUUACUUGGGCAACCUGACAUUCAGAGUCUGGAAGAAGAUGCAAGACAUUGUCCACAAGACUCCUGUGAUUCUGGAUCCAAACACUGCAAGUCCAAAUCUGAUUCUGUCUGAUGAUCUGACCAGUGUGAGAUACAGUUAUAACAGUCAAAUAUUACCUGAUAAUCCAGAGAGAAUUAACUAUUAUCCGUGUGUUCUGGGUUCAGAGGGGUUUAACUCAGGAACACACUGCUGGGAUGUGGAGGUUAAAGACAAUAAAGACUGGAGUCUUGGAGUAACUACAGCAUCAAACAAGAGGAAGGGACUUGAUUUCUUCAAAACUGAUGUCUGGAGUGUGGGGAACACAGGGUUUUCCUCCACUGUGUUUAAUGUCACACAGAAUCUUGAGCGUGUGAGAGUUCAUCUGGAUUAUGACGGAGGAAAAGUGUCAUUCUCUGAUCCUGUAACUAACACACAUCUACACACAUUCACACACACAUUUACACACACACUCUUGCCAUUCUUCUGGAGUUAUGAUGAUGUCACUCCUCUGAGGAUUUUACCAGUAAAAUGUUUGUAACAACAGAAAAUCUCAGUUAAAUCAGGGGCUGGAUUCACAAAAAUGUUCUUAAAAAAAAUUUAAGAAAGUUCUCAGGAUAAAUAAUAAGAAGUUCGUAAGAACGUUCCUGAGUGCAAAUCUUGACAACUUCAGAAGAAGUUCUCAAAUAUUCUCUUAAGAAUAAAGAGUGGCUUUGACAUUGUCUAAUAGACUACAACAAAUAUAAUAUUUCAACACUGUUAAAUCAUCUAUUAAACGUUCUUUUUUAAAUUAGGAAGCGCCUUGUGAUUUUGAAUAUAAAGUGCAUGAGAUGUGUAAUAUAAUAUAUUUAAUGUAAACAUGAGCAGCAUAAAAAAAUACAUUAUUAACAAUAUAAGUGUAACCAGUCCUACUCAACCCACUCAAACUGGGGUCUCCUGCAUGGGAGGCAGGCUCUAACAUUAGUCCAGCUACCAGCCAGCUGGCUACCUUUGCACAAGCAAGACUAGUGUCUUCUGAUGUUUAUCCGGUUGUUGCUAUGCUUUUGCUAAGGUGUUCUCUUUAUUUUUUUAGAACUUUGCCAUGCAGUUGUUUUCUUUGUGGUUGCUUUCUGGUCCAAAUGAAAAGAGUCCAAGUAUCUAUUGUGGGCACUACUGUCACGUUCCUGUGUUGUCUGCCACAUGUUUUCUGUUUCACAUGCCACUUUUCACGUUCCAUGUCACGUUUUCCUUGUUGUCCGCCCCGUGUUUCACUGUCUGUGUAUAAACUACAUUUCCCAUGGUUCCCGGCCCUCAUCACCACUGCCACAGCGUUAUUGUCCGCACCUGAAUAUCGUUUGUCAUCAUCAUGUCUCCGCUGUAUUUAACCUCGUUUGUUUCUCCAUUCCCCUAUCGGUCUUUGAUGUAUGUGGACGCCUGUUUUCCGUGCUCUCUGUUUUGGUUUAUUCCCCGGUUACCCCUUCUGCAAGCCUUCCGUGUUUUGUUAACCCGUUGUAUGCCUUCCGUGUUUUGUUUUACCUUUUCCCAUCGUGGAUGUUUACUUUGUUCGUGUUUUUUCGUGUUGCCUUUUGAGUUAAUAAAGUAUCGCUGCAAUUAGAUCCUCGUCCCGUGUCUGCCUUCACCCUCAACUGUGACAGAAAGACCGACCAAUAAUGGAUCUAGCAGUGGUUUUCACCACACUGGCCCCGGCAAAUCUGACCGUUCGCGAGUACUCACGUCUCUUCUCCACGGUCGCCAUCCACACCGGGUUCGACGACGCUGCCCUGAAGACUAUCUACCGGGUCGGAUUACCAGCUGAGGGAAGCGCCGGAACCCGGAGACCACACGUGGAGGGAGUACGUGAGUCUCGCUCUGAAGAAACUCGCGGCCGACGAACCACCCCUCGUGAUUCCGGCUUUCGAGCCUGAGCCCAUGCCUGCCCUGAUCGAUGAGCCAGCGCUGCCAACUUCGUCCGCCCGGAGGAGGAGGAGAAGAAAGGCUUCCGCUCUCCAGCUCACGCCGGCCACGAUCAGCGAGCCAGCACCUGCGCCUGCCACGGUCAGCGAGUCAGCACCCACACCUGCCACGGUCAGCGAGCCAGCACCCACGCCUGCCACGGUCAACGAGCCAGCGCCAGUAGCCUUGACCGUCCAAGAGCCAGCGCCAGUAGCCAUGACCGUCCAAGAGCCAGCGCCAGCAGCCAUGACCGUCCAAGAGCCAGCGCCAGUAGCCAUGACCGUCCAAGGGCCAGCGCCAGUAGCCAUGACCGACCAAGGGCCAGCGCCAGUAGCCAUGACCGUUCCAGAGCCAGCGCCAGCAGCCAUGACCGUCCAAGGACCAGCGCCAGUAGCCAUGACCGUCCAAGAGCCAGCGCCCCUCGAGCCUUCUAGGGCUCCGCCUCCCGAGCCUCCCAGGGCUCCGCCUCCCAAGUCUCUCGAGUCUUCCAGGGCUCCUCCUCCCGAGCCUCCCAGGGCUCCGCCUCCCAAGUCUCUCGAGUCUUCCAGGGCUCCUCCUCCCGAGCCUCCCAGGGCUCCGCCUCUCAAGUCUCUCGAGCCUCCCAGGGCUCCGCCUCCCAAGUCUCUCGAGUCUUCCAGGGCUCCCGAGCCUCCCAGGGGCUACAUAUGAUGUUUAAUUGUGUUUGUGGACUAUUUCAGCCAUUUAUUUUGUUGCAUUUUUUUCCAAAUCAAUUAUUAUACACAUACAUCUUUACUUUAAC
Molecule: messenger RNA, 3498 nt
Organism: Xyrauchen texanus (razorback sucker)
Lineage: Eukaryota; Metazoa; Chordata; Actinopteri; Cypriniformes; Catostomidae
Product: nuclear factor 7, ovary-like
Exons: 6
Coding region: 1-1347 (448 amino acids)
Molecular function (GO): zinc ion binding; protein binding
Source: RefSeq, a predicted model, not a curated record